Molecule: messenger RNA, 4128 nt
Organism: Myodes glareolus (Bank vole)
Lineage: Eukaryota; Metazoa; Chordata; Mammalia; Rodentia; Cricetidae
Source: RefSeq, a predicted model, not a curated record
AGCCUGCCUGGUUGAGGGGUUUCCCUGGCCCAACUCCCUGGGGACAGCUGGGGACUGCCCAGCUCCUCCACUCUUUCCCAACAGCCCUCCCCGCACCUCCCGCUUCGCUUCCAGGUCAGGUGUUGCCUUGGAGUCUCUACCUCUGCCCCUGGAGCAGAGAUCCCCAGGCUCUUGCUUGGGGUGUAUGUGAUGGGGGUCCCCUAGGACCUUGCAUGGGGCUGGCAUGGGACUCAGCAGAGAAUGCAACAAGAUGCGGAGUCCCAGCAAAGAGAGUUGGCCCAGGGCGGGAUCCUAAGGGAGUUGGUCCUUAAACCGGCUGCACCCAUCUUGUGCUGUGUCUCGAGCCCCUGGGAUGGGCCCUGUCCCAGAGGCAGGGUCUCAAAGCUGAGUGGCCCUGCCUGGGAGUGGCUGAGGUUCCGCGGGGUGUCACCGAUCCAGCCACCCCCUCCCGGGCGCGACUGCACAAUGGCAGGAAGCGGGGCUCCGCGCUUUGUCCUGAGCGCAGUGCUGACUGCCGCUUCCUCCAGCCACCAUGGGGACAGGACCCGGCGUCUCCGGGCGCCGAGCAGCAACCAGGCCGGGCUCCGAGCUGCCCUCCCCAGACUCCCAGUCCCCCUGGGUCGGGGGUCAGACCCGCAGCAGCGACAGCCAGGUAUGCCACCAUGCCGAUUGCCAGCAACUGCACCGCCGGGGGCCCCUCAACCUGUGUGAGGCCUGUGACAGCAAGUUCCACAACGCUAUGCACUAUGAUGGACAUGUUCGCUUUGACCUGCCCCCACAAGGCUCUGUCCUGGCCCGGAAUGUCUCCACCCGGUCCUGUCCCCCACGCACUAGCCCUGCUGCAGAUCUGGAGGAAGAGGAAGACUAUGUGGACGGAAGAGGGGACCGGAAGAGCACCGGCCUAAAGAUCUCCAAGAAGAAAGCAAGAAGGAGGCACACGGAUGACCCAAGCAAGGAGUGUUUCACUUUGAAAUUUGACCUCAACGUGGACAUUGAAACAGAAAUUGUGCCAGCCAUGAAGAAGAAGUCUCUGGGGGAGGUGCUCCAGCCUGUGUUUGAAAGGAAAGGCAUCGCACUGGGUAAAGUGGACAUCUACCUGGACCAGUCCAACACACCUCUGUCCCUCACAUUUGAGGCCUACAGGUUUGGAGGACACUACCUGAGGGUCAAAGCCAAGCCGGGAGAUGAAGGCAAAGUGGAACAGGGAGUGAAGGACUCCAAGUCCCUCAGUCUGCCCAUCCUGAGGCCCGCUGGGGCUGGGCCCCCUGUAUCAGAGCGUGUGGACCCUCAGAGCCGCCGAGAGAACAGUCUGGACAUCUUGGCCCCUGGCCGCCGUCGCAAGAACAUGUCUGAGUUCCUGGGGGAGACCAGCAUCCCGGGGCAGGAGCCCUCCAGGCCUUCCAGCUGUUCUCUGCCUCUUGGCAGCAGUGGGGGCACCAGCAGUGGGAGCAGCGAGAGCUGGAAGAACCGGGCAGCCAGUCGCUUCAGCGGUUUCUUCGGCUCCAGCCCCAGCACCAGUGCCUUUGGGCGGGAAGUGGACAAGAUGGAACAGCUGGAGGGCAAGCUCCAUGCCUACAGCCUCUUCGGGCUACCCCGGAUGCCCAGGAGGCUGCGUUUUGACCAUGACUCCUGGGAGGAGGAUGAAGAUGAGGAUGAGGAUGAAGAUAACUCAAGCCUGAGGCUGGAGGACAGCUGGAGGGAGCUCAUUGAUGGGCAUGAGAAGCUGACCCGGCGCCAGUGCCACCAACAGGAAGCAGUGUGGGAACUCUUACACACAGAAGUCUCCUACAUCCGCAAGCUGCGUGUGAUCACCAACCUGUUCCUGUGCUGUCUUCUUAACCUGCAAGAGUCGGGGCUCCUGUGUGAGGUGGAGGUUGAACGCUUGUUCAGCAACAUCCCUGAGAUUGUGCGGCUGCACCGCAGGCUGUGGGGCAGCGUGAUGGUGCCGGUGCUGGAGAAGGCGCGGCGCACGCGGGCGCUGUUGCAGCCUGGGGACUUUCUCAAAGGCUUCAAGAUGUUCGGCUCGCUCUUCAAGCCAUACAUCCAAUACUGUAUGGAGGAGGAGGGCUGCAUGGAAUACAUGCGUGGCCUACUGCGUGACAACGACCUGUUCCGCGCCUAUGUCACGUGGGCUGAGAAGCACCAGCAGUGUCAGAGGCUGAAACUGAGUGACAUGCUGGCCAAGCCCCACCAGCGGCUCACCAAAUAUCCACUGCUGCUCAAGUCAGUGCUGAGGAAGACGGAUGAGCCCCGUGCCAAGGAAGCGGUGAUCACCAUGAUCAGCUCUGUGGAAUGCUUCAUCCACCACGUGAAUGCAUGCAUGCGGCAGCGACAGGAGCGCCAGCGGCUGGCAGGGGUGGUGAGCCGGAUUGAUGCUUACGAGGUGGUGGAGGGCAGCAAUGACGAGGUGGAUAAGCUCUUGAAGGAAUUUUUACAUCUGGACCUGACCGCACCCAUGCCUGGCGCCUCCCCUGAAGCGAUUCGGCAGCUGCUGCUGGAGGGGAGCUUGAGGAUGAAGGAGGGAAGAGACAGCAAGAUGGAUGUGUACUGCUUCCUGUUCACUGAUCUGCUCUUGGUGACCAAGGCCGUGAAGAAAGCCGAGAGAACCAAGGUCAUUAGACCACCACUGCUGGUGGACAAGAUUAUGUGCCGGGAGCUUCGGGACCCUGGCUCCUUCCUCCUCAUCUACCUGAAUGAAUUCCACAGUGCUGUGGGGGCCUACACAUUCCAGGCCAGCAGCCAGGCUUCGUGCCGAAGCUGGGUGGACACUAUUUACAAUGCCCAGAACCAGCUGCAGCAGCUGCGUGCCCAGCUGCGUGCCCAGGAGGAGCAUCCAGGCAGCCAGCCCCUGCAGAGCCUGGAAGAGGAGGAGGAUGAACAGGAAGAGGAGGGAGAGAGCAGCGCUUCAGCCGCCAGCUCCCCCACCAUCCUGCGAAAGAGCAGCAACAGCCUCAACUCUCAGCACUGUGCCUCAGAUGGCUCCACGGAGACCCUGGCCAUGGUUGUGGUAGAGCCUGGGGAGACACUGUCUUCUCCGGAGUUUGACCGUGGUCCCUUCAGCUCCCAGUCGGAUGGGACUUCCCUUAGCACCACGGCUUCAUCCAUCACUCCCACUAACGAACUGCUGCCCCUGGGCCCGGUGGACGGCCGCUCUUGUUCCAUGGACUCUGCCUAUGGCACUCUGUCCCCCACUUCUCUGCAAGACUUUGUGGCUCCGCCCCCUGUGGUAGAGCCAGUGCCUGUGCCCCAGCCCCCGGAGUUACCGCAGACCCCCUCACCCUGCCUCCGCCGCCGUACUCCGGUCCAGCUGAUCCCUCGUCUGCCCCGCCUGCUCAAGUCCAAAUCUGAGGCUAGUCUCUUACAGCUCCUCUCGGGAACUGCCACCCCUGUAGUGCCCCCAGCUCCCAGCCGCAGCCUGUCAGAACUGAGCCUGGUCACCACGGCCCCUGGGGUUAAGACUCGGAGCUCCCUUCAGGAAGGUGAACCUGGUUGGAACUGCCCAGGGGCAUGUGGCCCUGGCCGUGGCUCCGAGUUGUCAGAACCUGAGAACAGAGCCAGCCACUUGACCAGGGGACCUACAGAUUGUGCCAGGAGAGACAUGCCUUCAGGGGUUGCUCCCAGGAUGCAGCCUGAGCCUCCCCCAGGAAUCUCCGCUCAGCACAGAAAGCUGACCCUGGCCCAGCUCUAUCGGAUCAGGACCACCCUGCUGCUUAACUCCACGCUCACUGCCUCGGAGGUGUGAGCGGAAGGAGACCCCAAGGGUGCCACUGACUAAGGGACAGCAGAGAACACGCCACCUGGGGGAUAUGGCACCCACUUCACGGCUGCCUCGUGUGCGCGUGUGCCAGGCAGGAUGGCUGCCCAUCACCCCAUGGCCGAUUUGCACUUUGCCGGACUGGAUGGAAUGGAGAAGGGCUCUCUCUGUCGAGUUCCACGCCUUGCCCAGGCAGCCCCUUUUCCUCUGCUCUUGACAUGUCUGGUCCUAACCCUCUGGGGUUGCUCCCAAGCAACCCUCCCCACCACCCUCAUUUGGUUGAACUCAUGCUGGCCUCUGAGGCUCGGGCUGGACUCUGUCAAGCUGCGUAUUUAUUGAAUUUGGCUCUUUUAUAAAGACUUGUAUAUACUUCC